This is a messenger RNA of Cutaneotrichosporon oleaginosum, 468 nucleotides long. RefSeq lists its product as uncharacterized. The record is from RefSeq and is a predicted model, not a curated record. NCBI's taxonomy places the organism in Eukaryota, Fungi, Basidiomycota, Tremellomycetes, Trichosporonales, Trichosporonaceae.
AUGGUCGACCACCCCUUCUCCGGCACGCCCCGUGGCCCCUCCCCCCGCACGCCAACCAUGCCGCCACACGACGCCCUUCGCGCCCUCCUCCAUGCCUUUCUGCACGUGACGCUGCGCGACGGCCGUAUCCUUAGCGGCAAUCUGCUGGCCGUUGACGCGUCCGCCUCCCUCCUCUUGUACGAUGUGCACGAGACCCGCACCCUGCCGAAGACGGACGUCGGCGCCAACGUUGCGCAGUACUACCCGUGGUCACGGCCACGGCCCGAGGAAGGUUCACACGAUCCGAGUGACGGAGAUGGGGGUUUUGUGCGCCGGCGCGAACUCGCGAGCGUGCUCGUUAACAUGCGGGAUGUCGCAGCCGUCGAGAUGGGAGAAGAGGACGCGGCGAGUUGGUCGCGCUUUGCCUGCGUGGCGUUCGAGAAGGGUCAGGCUGUGCCUCCUACAGCGCCGUCUCCGGUGAAGGUGUAG